Molecule: messenger RNA, 1713 nt
Organism: Gadus morhua (Atlantic cod)
Lineage: Eukaryota; Metazoa; Chordata; Actinopteri; Gadiformes; Gadidae
Product: diamine acetyltransferase 1
Exons: 6
Coding region: 199-702 (167 amino acids)
Molecular function (GO): diamine N-acetyltransferase activity; spermidine binding
Source: RefSeq, a predicted model, not a curated record
AACGUGACACCACCACACAGCUGACUGAGACCCGCCAGGGACACAUUGCUGCAUGCACUUCUCCCCGACAAACGCGUCAGGAUCCCCGGCUGCUAGUGGAGGGUAAGGCCCCUCGAAGCGAAUGAAGAAAUAUCUUUUGCUUCACUUCUUCAGAGGACUUCUCAGAAAAGGUCAAAAGAGUAAAAGAAGAAAACGGACAUGUUUAACCCACGGAAGGCUGAACCCCGGGAUGUGCCUACCAUAUUACGACUCAUAAAGGAACUGGCUAAAUAUGAAGAGAUGGAAGACCGAGUGUUGCUGACCGAGAAAGACCUUCUGGAUGAUGGAUUUGGUGAACACCCCUGUUACCAGUGCUUUUUGGCCGAAUGGCAGGAAGAACAAAGCAACGAAGAACCAAAGGUGAUCGGGUUCGCCAUGUACUACUUCACCUAUGAUCCCUGGAUCGGCAAGGUCCUCUACCUCGAAGACUUCUUUGUUGUCGAGGAGUUCAGAGGAAAAGGCAUCGGUUCUAAGAUCUUGAAGCUCCUAAGUGAUUUGGCGAUUGAGACGCGCUGCAGCAAUAUGCACUUCGUCGUUGCCGAGGGCAACCACUCAUCCAUCGAGUUCUACAAGCACCGCGGCGCUGAAGACCUGUCCAAGGAGGAGGGCUGGCGUCUGUUCUGCUUCGACAAGGACAGCAUCCUCAAGAUGGCGGCAUCUUGAGGAUGAGUGAGCUGGCCCCUCCCCCCCACCGGACUCCAGUACACAACGAGAAGGAGGAGGAAGAUGGGGAGGAGGAGGAGGAAGGGGUCAUCAUGGCAGGAGUCAUACCAGAGACAUGGACGUAGAGCUGGGGUCCCUGUGUCGUUUCCUAAACUAGUUUGGUCGUAUGCGUCACGUAUUGACACAUGUAUACAGGAUACAAUUCUCAGGAAGCGUGGUUGACUUGCAGAAGAUAUGCAUGAUUGACGGGCCGUGAGCUAGGCUCCAGCGGGCGUGGUGGUCUUGGUAACUAGUUCAAGGGGGGUUUGGGGGCCCAGACUCUCUAGUGCACAUGACUCUGUUGGAAGACUCAAGCCGGCCUUCCUCUCCGUUUGCACGGAGGUCAAAAUACUUAAACCGUAGUGUAGCCUCAAAAGGGCAUUAAUUAUCCCUAAAAUAUAUAUAUAUUUAGAUGAAGUGAGCUCUGCUUACCUCAGAUGUACCACUUAAUUUAGCGUUAACCUUAUACUUUCCGUUUUAUAUAUUCCAUGUAUACCUUUUUUUGUUAAAUCAUGAUGGACAGAUUUUAUUACUUAUUCUUGAUUGUUGGAGCACAUUUGUUUGUUAUGUGUAGUUUGCCAAUACAUUUUAUUCUGAUAAGCCACAGAUGUUGUGUUCGUAAGCUCUCAUUCUCUGCUGUCGCUUUAUGUAUGUUUUUCAUGUUAAUUGAUGUCGGGAGACAAUGAAAGCAUUGGAAAGCCAGUCUGUUUAAUCUUAUGCCUUGCCUGUCUACAUUGUUAACUGGACAACAAGUAAUUGCUGGCAUCUGGACACUAUGGUGAUUGUACAGUAAUAUAAUUGUGCAAUAUUGGGAAUUGCAAUGUGAACCUCUAAGGAGGUUUACAUGUUAAACCUAACUAUGUUCAUGUUAGAAGAUGAGCUGGGGCCAUUGUAGUUUCUGCCCACAUGAAGUAAGAGAAAACUUUGAAAGAAGCCUUUCACUUCAUGCUAAUAAAGUGUAAUGAACAUGUA